UGAGGUGUGUUUCUCCGUCAGGUUUAAAUUCACACACUUGCGAAAUUCUGCUCAUACUUCACUCCUCACCUUCACCUUCACCUUCACCUUCACAUCUGAACAAGAAUUACAUUUUCAGUGUAAGAGAUUCAGGUCAAAAUCCUCCAUCAUCAGUCAGCUACAGUCAAAAACUUCUGGUCAUGACGGACAAAGAGAAGUCAACAGAAGACAGGGUCCAACAGGAAUACAGCCUGGAUCCUCAUUACUCAGUAAUAGUCAGCAAGGACUGUCUGUACAAUGAGUCCUGUUGCCCUGAGGCAGACGGCUACACCGUAGUGCAAAUAUUUGGAAGUGUUUCAGAAGAUGGACAAAGUGUAUCUGGGCUUUCUGGCUCAUCUCUUGCUGAGCUGAUGUUCAAACCAUCACUGACAGGUACUCCAGUGUUCUCCCUUAAUGGAAGCACGUCCACACACUUCCAGCAAAACUUCAUGCGCUUUUUUCAAAUCUGUGGAAUCAAAGCAGUCUUAGAAACCAACCAGCAGAAUCACCAGCUGUACCAGGUCAUGGAUCAACCCGGCUCACUUUCCAGCUACAGAAUUCCACAAAGACCAGUUGAUCACACCACACAGUACGACCACCAGCACAUCAUCAUGAUGAUGGAAUCUGACCUUGUGGUCAGAAAAGCUGUAACUUUUCUGUAUGAGAAGCAUCCAGAGGUGAGCUUUGUCUACAUUCUGAGGGAUGCUGUGAUCCAGGUCCAGCACACGGGACAGAAAAUUACUCAAGAAAUCUCUCCAGACGGAGGAAGUGGCGUCACAAAGACGACAGCACGAAGGUGGUGGCAAACCUUGAUAGAAACGAGACGCAAUUAUUAG
This is a messenger RNA of Hippoglossus stenolepis (Pacific halibut), 854 nucleotides long. RefSeq lists its product as uncharacterized. Bases 180 to 854 code for a protein of 224 amino acids. The record is from RefSeq and is a predicted model, not a curated record. The transcript is spliced from 2 exons. Lineage: Eukaryota; Metazoa; Chordata; Actinopteri; Pleuronectiformes; Pleuronectidae.